AUGGUCUUCCACGUACCAGAGUCAAAGGAUGAAAACCCUCAGAUACGUUAUGCUCGCGAGUUUGAGUUCUUCCAGAGGCUCAUCGGCAGACGCUUGAAUGUGGGUGAAGACAGUGUGACGAUUAAACAAGUAAUCCGACUUGGAAAGAAGUCUAAGCAGUCAUAUCGACGUCUGAGAAUCAACUUUGCAAAUCACAAUAUGCCGCAGCUCAUACUGUCUCGUCUGCCAAGGCUGAAAGGCAUAAAAGUUCACAUCCGCCGAGACUUGGAACCCGAAGACAGGGGUCAUUUAAAGACUGCGGUCAUUGAGCUCAAACGCCGCACAGAAAAUGGUGAGACUGACUUAUAA
Molecule: messenger RNA, 348 nt
Organism: Dicrocoelium dendriticum
Lineage: Eukaryota; Metazoa; Platyhelminthes; Trematoda; Plagiorchiida; Dicrocoeliidae
Source: the annotation of a GenBank genome assembly